Oryza brachyantha (malo sina) is the source of this 687-nucleotide messenger RNA. Its product is annotated as rapid alkalinization factor-like. NCBI's taxonomy places the organism in Eukaryota, Viridiplantae, Streptophyta, Magnoliopsida, Poales, Poaceae. The record is from RefSeq and is a predicted model, not a curated record. The coding region runs from base 27 to 371 and encodes 114 amino acids. The transcript has a single exon.
CCCCCCCCCCCCCCACCCUCUGCGCCAUGGCGAGAGCCGCCGCCUCCGUGCUGCUGCUGGCGCUGCUCCUCGCGGUGGCCACGGCCGGCGGAGCCAGCGCGGCGGCUGCUCUGACGACGAGCUGGGAGCUCGGGGUGGUCGGCGGCGGCGACGACGCGUUCGGGUUCUCCGGCGAGGAGGCGGCGGCGGCGGACAGUGCGGCGGUGGUGAGGCGGGUGCUGCAGGGGCAGAGCUACAUCAGCUACGGCGCGCUGCGGCGCGACACGACGCCGUGCUCCGUGCGCGGCGCCUCCUACUACAACUGCCAGCCCGGCGCGGAGGCCAACCCCUACACCCGCGGCUGCUCCGCCAUCACCCAGUGCCGCGGCUGAUGAUCCGGUCGCUCGCUUCCCCCUCCCACCUACUGCUCCAAACGCGAUAUUUGAUCCAAAAUUUCAAAUUAGUUCGUCUAUUGCAAGUUCUCUGUGACGAUUUUAAGUUCCUCCCCCUUUCGAGACGCGAACGAAUUUUGGUUUGGAUCGAAAGUCAAAAGAUGUACAUGUGUGUUCGUGGCCGUCUUUAUUUUUAAUUUAUAAAUAAAUCGUGUAUAAAUUUGAUGGAUGAUUCAGAGUCCAUGGAUGAUUUACUCUGUCCUGUCCUGGUGAAUUGUUAACAUCUUGUUCCAGUUAGUGCAUCUCUCUCUUUUAA